Monosiga brevicollis MX1 is the source of this 800-nucleotide messenger RNA. RefSeq lists its product as uncharacterized. Gene Ontology annotation, molecular function: oxidoreductase activity. The transcript has 6 exons. Bases 33 to 800 code for a protein of 255 amino acids. Lineage: Eukaryota; Choanoflagellata; Craspedida; Salpingoecidae. The record is from RefSeq and is a predicted model, not a curated record.
CUUUGCGCUUCUCUUCCUUCAACUCCUCCAUCAUGUUGUCCACAGGUGUGCGAGCUCUGGUGACCGGGGCGGCGUCGGGUCUUGGCCGGGCCACGGCUGAACGCAUCGUCGCCUCCGGGGGCAAGGCCGUCAUCUUGGAUUUGCCUUCCAGCAAUGGUGCUGAUGUUGCACAGAGUCUGGGCUCGUCGUGCCACUUUAUCGCGGCUGAUAUCACGUCCGAAGAACAGGUGCAAGAGGCCAUGGCUUUUGCGCAUAAAAAUCUUGGUGCCCCUUUGAACACCGUGGUCAACUGUGCUGGUAUUGCCCCAGCCAUCCGCACCUUUCAUCCCAAGCGUGGUCCUCACGACCUGGAUGCCUUCACCAAGGCCCUCAUGGUCAACACCGUGGGUACCUUCAACGUGUGUCGCCUGGCCGUGCCGGAGAUGCUGAAGAACGAGAUUGAGGGCGAUGCCACCCGUGGUGUGCUGAUCAACACGGCGAGCAUCGCUGGUUAUGAGGGUCAAGUAGGCCAGGUAGCCUACGCUUCGUCCAAGGGCGCCAUCAUUGGCAUGACUUUGCCGAUGGCUCGUGAUUUGGCCAAAUCCCAGAUCCGCGUCAUGACCAUUGCUCCGGGCCUGUUCCUUACACCCCUGCUUGAGGGCCUCGGUGAAAAGGUGUGCAAUGAGCUUGGUUCCACCAUUCCGUACCCAAACCGCCUGGGCAACCCUUCUGAGUUUGCGCUCACUGUGGAGCAAAUCAUCAACAACCCCCUGCUAAAUGGCAGUGUCAUCCGCCUCGAUGGUGCUGCUCGCCUGCCUUGA